Cavenderia fasciculata is the source of this 1086-nucleotide messenger RNA. RefSeq lists its product as uncharacterized. The record is from RefSeq and is a predicted model, not a curated record. NCBI's taxonomy places the organism in Eukaryota, Evosea, Eumycetozoa, Acytosteliales, Cavenderiaceae. Gene Ontology annotation, molecular function: methyltransferase activity. The transcript is spliced from 3 exons. Bases 1 to 1086 code for a protein of 361 amino acids.
AUGAGUAAACAACAACAGAAACAACAAAAACCACCAGUAGAACAACACCAACAUAAAAGAAAGAAACCAGUUGUAGAAGAGGAAGAAAUAUCAGAAGAAGAAGAGAUUAUAGAUGAAGAGGAACUUAGUCUUGAUGAUUUAAAAGAACAAUUUAAGAUGAUGGUCUCAAUGAUUAAAGAAAAUGAAAGAGAUAUGAUCGAGUUUACAAGUUAUGUUUGCAAUCAAUUGAAUGUUAAAAUCGAUGAACACAAGAACCCUGCAGAAGAUGAAUCGAUGCAAGACAAUAUCUUGGCUACCAUCAUUCAAGAUUUGAAAGAAGAAUUACCAUCAUUGGAUACAAAAGCACCAAAUGAAAAUAUUAUUAUACCAAAGAAUGAAAAUUUUAAAGAUUAUACAAAAGAAAAUACAGUAUCAGUUGAUGGAUUCUUGUAUAGUGAAUCUGAUGUUGAUGAAUUAAUAGAACGUGGUAAACUUGCAAAUAAUUAUUGUUUGGAUUGUAAUUCUCAUAAUACUUCUCCUCUAAAUUUCAUAUCACAUUCAACAUCACCAAUACAAUUAAAAUAUAUAUUUGGUAAACAGGUAUUGGGUAAUUUGAAAAACAAGACUGUAUUGGAUAUUGGUUCAAGAUUGGGAGCAGUAUUGUAUAGUGGAUAUUUGUUUAGCGAUGCCAAACAGUUGAUUGGUCUCGAGAUCGACCCAUUCUUUUGCAAGUUGCAAGAAAAGAUGGUUGCAAAGUAUCAAAUGGAGGACCGUGUAACCUUGGUCCAAGGCGACGUGUUCAAGGUGGGCGAUAAACACAUAGAGGCUGCCAAUGUCAUCUUUAUGAACAAUGUAUUAGAGUUUUUUGAAGCCGACCGAGCCAAACACAUUGCCUUUUGGAACAACCUAAAGAAACUAACAGCCGCCAAAAAGGGAAUGCAGAUUGUCACCAUCCCCGCCAUCGAAGAUACUUUUAAAUCCAACAAACUAGGAUUAUCAAUCAAAGGUUGGUUAAAACGUGAACAAAUUGUACCUCCCGAUCAUAUCCAUCCAGAUGAUCAAGAGUUUGAUGAUUAUAAAGAAAUCUGUCUCUAUCGUGUUAUUUAA